This is a messenger RNA of Aegilops tauschii subsp. strangulata, 639 nucleotides long. The record is from RefSeq and is a predicted model, not a curated record. Lineage: Eukaryota; Viridiplantae; Streptophyta; Magnoliopsida; Poales; Poaceae.
AUGUCUUCGCCGCCGCCCAUCCCGUCGCUUCCGCUGCCGACCGUCACCACCGCGCCAAUGGCCUUCUCCACCGCGCCGCUGCCCUCCCCGUCCGUGCCGCUGGUCGCAUCGUCCGGCGCCGCCGCCACCCAGAUGACGGCGCCCUCCACCGCACCACCGGCCGCCACCUACACUCCGGAGGAGAUCACCGAGGUCCUCAACGAUCUCGUCGCCGCCGUCCAGGGGAUACGACUAUACCUAGCCGGCCCCUACGGGCCGCCGCCGCGACCGGGCCAGCCGCCCGGCCGUGGUAUUCGGCACCCGCGGCGCCGACCGGGCCUCUACACCACCACUGGCCGCUUCAGCCGCCGCCCGCCGCCGUGCCCCAAUGGCCGCAGUGGCCGGCGCCGGCCCUCGCCGCGUCACCCAUGCCACCCGGGUCCUCGCCGCCACCGCCCUGGCAGCCUUGGCAGCCGCCGCACCCCGAGGCCACCGCGACGCUGGUCGGGCCGCUGCAGCCCUCGCUGCAGCUAUAACCAGCCCCCUCCACCGCCCCGAUCUGGCCACAAUGGCCGGCCGCGGCCAUCGCCGCCCCCGUCGCCUCCGCCAUUUCUAGGCAGCUGUUGCUGCCGGCGCCUCCGCCGCCCAGCAACGGGCUGA